AGGGUCUGAAUGUAGCGUCCAUAAACUGGAGAGCAGCUCCUCUUACAGCUGUCUGCACGCCACAUAAAAUUAGAUGCUCAGACACUCGGACCAGACAACUGGAGGAAUCCUGCAGGAGAUGGACCCCAGUCCCAGCAGCAGCCUUCAGUUUGGAAGCUGUAGCAGGUGCAGUAAAGCGGUGGUGGGUGGAGGGACGGCCUGCAGGGCGAUGGGACAGCUGUUCCACGACGCAUGCUUCACCUGCAGCGUCUGCAGUAAAAAGCUGAGUGGAAACCCAUUUUAUACCGUUUCAGGCCAGAUCUACUGUGAGGAGGACUUUAUGUUCUCUGGAGUCCAUCCAUGUGUAGAAGUGUGUAACAGCUGUGGAUAUUUAGUCACAGACCUGGUCCUGCAGGCUCGUGGGAAAUCGUACCACCCGUCCUGCUUCUGCUGCGUCGUCUGCAGACAGAACCUGGAGGGUCAAAGCUUCGCUGUGGACUCAGACUGCAGGAUUUACUGCGUCAGCGACUAUCACAGGGUCCAGGCGCCCCGCUGUGCUGCCUGCAGGAAGCCCAUACUGCCCACUGAAGGGUCAACAGAGUCCAUUCGAGUGGCUUCAUUCAACAAGAACUACCACGUAGAGUGCUACAGCGGUGAAGUUAACCUCACUUAAGGACCAGCAGCCUUUAUUUAUAGCAUUUUACACAAUUUCUGAUCUUAAUAAAGUCAUUGCAAGCAGUCUUAA
This is a messenger RNA of Amphiprion ocellaris (clown anemonefish), 724 nucleotides long. It is a transcript of the gene limd1b, whose product is annotated as LIM domains containing 1b. Gene Ontology annotation, biological process: response to hypoxia; negative regulation of hippo signaling; positive regulation of miRNA-mediated gene silencing. The record is from RefSeq and is a predicted model, not a curated record. Bases 74 to 652 code for a protein of 192 amino acids. NCBI's taxonomy places the organism in Eukaryota, Metazoa, Chordata, Actinopteri, Pomacentridae. Gene Ontology annotation, molecular function: transcription corepressor activity. Gene Ontology annotation, cellular component: P-body; adherens junction; transcription regulator complex. The transcript has 7 exons.